AUGACGUCUCGGGUGGGAAAUCCCGCGGUAAACGCGGACACAAAAGUGUACGUCGGCAAUCUUCCGUACGGGUGCUCGUGGCAGGACUUGAAGGAUCACUUCUCGAACGCCAUGGGCGGCGAGAGCGUGCGAUUCGCCGAUAUUCUGACUUCGCGCGAUGGACGAUCGAAAGGAUGCGGCAUCGUGACGUUCAAUUCGAGCGAAGACGCGAAGAAAGCUAUAGAAACGAUGCAUGACACGGAGAUUGGUGAACGAAAAAUCUUCGUUCGGGAGGAUCGUGAAGGAGAAAGAGGAAACGACCUUCGAAAUCGGAUCGGCCCCUCGGCGACGUCCCCGGACGCGUCAGUCUACGUCGGGAACCUUCCUUGGAGCACUCGAUGGCAGGAGUUGAAAGAUAUUUUCCGCAAAGUCGGCAAUGUCGCGCACGCUGACGUGACGAUGGGCUUUGACGGACGAUCCAGAGGUUGGGGCGUGGUGACGUUUAUGGACCCCCAGUGCGCCCAAGUCGCCAUCGAAAGGUUGAACGGUACAAUGUUGAACGAUCGUGCUCUCAUCGUCCGCAGGGAUGAACGAGCUCGAAGCUAA
Ostreococcus lucimarinus CCE9901 is the source of this 585-nucleotide messenger RNA. RefSeq lists its product with no specific name. Gene Ontology annotation, cellular component: nucleus; cytoplasm. Gene Ontology annotation, molecular function: mRNA binding. Lineage: Eukaryota; Viridiplantae; Chlorophyta; Mamiellophyceae; Mamiellales; Bathycoccaceae. Bases 1 to 585 code for a protein of 194 amino acids. The record is from RefSeq and is a predicted model, not a curated record. The transcript has a single exon.